Messenger RNA from Aricia agestis (brown argus), 924 nucleotides. RefSeq lists its product as uncharacterized. Lineage: Eukaryota; Metazoa; Arthropoda; Insecta; Lepidoptera; Lycaenidae. The transcript is spliced from 7 exons. The record is from RefSeq and is a predicted model, not a curated record.
AUGAGACGCGCGCGGAGUGUCACCGGGCCCCUGCGCCGGGCCCACCCCGCCUCGGGGGCCACCUGGAACGUCCAGGUGGUGAAGGGAAAAAUGAGUUCACAAUGCCUUUGGCACGCCUGUCGCGCGCUCUCCGCUGGACUUCUGCUUAUGCUUCUAGGUGCAGCCAUGGCUGUUAUAGGGUACUACGCGGACACGCUUUCUGUGGCGGAGGAGGUGCGGGGCAAUGCGACAGUGUCCGUGAAGGACGAGGCGCGCGGCUUCCAUCUCAACAACCUGUCCUACGCCGGACCCAUCGUCAUGGGCUUCGGAGGGUUCAUCGUAGUGGCGGCGUGCGUGAUGACGUUCGAGGCGCGGGACAGCGCUGCGAAGGUAACGCCGGCGCGGCCCCAGGCGCUGCCCCGGCCACUGCCUCGGCGCGGGCCCCCGUGCGCGGCCCCCGCCCGCCUCGACCAGCUCGGCAUCUACCGCCUGCCGCACGUGUUACCGCUGCCUCACGCGCCGCACGCGCCCACUCACAGAGCGCGACCACACUGCCACAAGUAAGUUUCCGGCGAGCGGGUAAAAGAUCGCACUCGGUUCGGUUCGGCGCCGGACCUCCGCAACGGUAGCGCGCGCGCGACGCCGUCGCUUACGGCGCUACGUCGCCCGCUGCGCCGCUACGCGCUCUCAGUAGACGAGCCACCACAUUCCGCUGUCAGCGCAAGCGCAGUGGAGUCGGAGUGCGGAUCGCAGUCAUCGUUAGCGUUGGAACUGCACGGCGCGGGCGGCGCGAGCUCGGGCGUGACGCUGCGCGUGCGCGACAACACGCGCGACACCACGCGACGUCGGCCGCUUGCGCGGCAACCGCGUUUGCGCGACGACUCCGCGCACCCGUCUGGAGAAAUUUUCAAUAACAUAAGCAACAUUCCGGAAAUAUCGAGGUAA